Messenger RNA from Priapulus caudatus, 1991 nucleotides. RefSeq lists its product as uncharacterized. The record is from RefSeq and is a predicted model, not a curated record. NCBI's taxonomy places the organism in Eukaryota, Metazoa, Priapulida, Priapulimorpha, Priapulimorphida, Priapulidae. The transcript has a single exon. Bases 175 to 1203 code for a protein of 342 amino acids.
UUAAAUAUAUCCGUGUUUGUGUGGUUGGAGAUGAUAUCUAUAUACAUAGCCAAUGUUGUGCAGAAAUGAAAAAGUCAGUAUCGUAUCUUGUGGACAUCAAAUUGUUAAAAAGCGUGAUUCUUGAAUGCCAGUGUGACUGUGCUGCUGGAAUGGGCCCUGGUUCGCACUGUAAGCAUGUUGUUGCUGUGUUGUAUGCCUUCCACUUGUUCACUCAAAAUGGAGAAGUGUAUGCUGCAACUACAUGUACACAGAGACUUCACUUUUCAUUACAGCAAAGCCUACCGAGGAACACCAAUAAAAUCAACAGACCUGCAGCUUGUGAACGGUCAAAAUCAUAGAUUCAGUUUUGACCCAAGACCACCCAAGUACGCUAACGCUGGAAACUUUAGCUAUAAAGACUAUUUUCAGAAUACCUGCUUGAAUGCAACAGGUGUCUCAACUACGCCCAUUUUCCAGCUGUUUAAGCCUGCUAAUCCGUAUGCAGUGGCACAUGACCACGACUAUUGUUUUGAUACAAUGCAAAACGACUUCUUGUCAUCUAUUUCACUCCCCAACAUAACCCAGGAAAAGAGGACAGAAAUAGAGCAUACAACUCGAGGACAGACUGGAAAUGCUGCAUGGUUUGAGGAGCGUUGCAAGCGGCUUACUUCAUCCAACUUUGGCCGCAUAUGUAAGGCCACAGAUAAAACUGACUUUAGAAAAUUGGUGAGAUCAUCUACAACUGUGACCAAAAUCAAAUGCGCCCCAAUACGACAUGGACAGCGAUGUGAAAAAAUCGCCUUGGCCAAAUAUGAAGAAACAAAUAAUGUGAACACGAGAAGCUCAGGACUUGUGGUUAGCCUUACUCACCCUUACUUGGCUGCAUCUCCUGAUGCUGUUGUCGAUGACAAUCUGUUGGUCGAGAUAAAAUGCCCAUAUGUAGCACGUGAACGAUCCAUUACCCCAGUUAAUGUCCCAUAUCUCGUUCAGGACAGCUAUAGUGAUGAACUGAAACUUCUUAAACAACAUAACUACCAAGUUCAGGGCCAGUUGUUUUGCACUGGAGCUACUAUGUGCGACUUUACAGUGUUUACGUUUAAGGAUAUGAAAGUUAUCCGGAUCAUGAGAGAUGAUGAGUUUAUUAAAGACAUGUUAAAAUGCUUAGAAAACUUUUUUCAGUCACAUUUUCGCACUGCUGUCUACAGUCUCUACUCAUGGUCAUGAAUGCAGUAAUUACUGAAUAGAAAUGUAAAUAUCGCCAGUAAAUCUAGCUUUUUUAUCACUUGUGUCACAUUGUCAGUCAUACUUCAAAUAAAAAAUUAGAAGAUGAUAUUAUAUAAAUGACAACAUGCAUUUUAUUGCUGAAUAAAAUAUACAAAUUUGAUGAUUUUUAAAAUAUGCAUUCUCUUAAAUCAUUACACAGUUCUCUAUAGGGCUUGCUAGCAAUCAUCCAUUGACAGGUUUUUUUACAUCUUGGACUAUGCCAUUUUAGAUACAAUGCAACUCCUGAAAUUACAUAGCAUGUAACAAACAAAGAUGAUUUCACUGCUCAAGUUUGUUUCAGGACCGGUCAUGGGUUGAGUUAAAAUUUUGUAUGUUUUUCCUAAUCCUAUAAUUCUCUCGAUGUGUACCCUCUUGCUAGCUAUUUUACGGUCUUUUAUUACACACUCUCCAGACAUACGGUUUUUUUUCUUAAAGAAAGUGGGAAUGUUGACAGUAAUAUUGAAUGGGGCAAAUAAGUCCUGUAUGUUAAAACCUUUGUCAGCCAUUAUGGAAUCACCUGGGUCACAAGAUAUUUGUAUGUGGCUUCUUUCGAUGAUUUGCCGGUCACUGACAGAGCCACCAUAGCUAGGGGAGAUGUAGGAUACUAGUCCACCAGGCGUGCAUCCAACCAAGUUCUUAACAGUAUUCCUGUUUUUGUAAGUUGAGAAUGUGCUCUGGUUAGCACGGGGUGCACUAGGUUUCUUAACAGGACAUUCAACACCGUCAAUGACUAUACGAGUAGUAGGGAA